This is a messenger RNA of Aspergillus tanneri, 1650 nucleotides long. RefSeq lists its product as uncharacterized. The transcript has a single exon. The coding region runs from base 1 to 1650 and encodes 549 amino acids. NCBI's taxonomy places the organism in Eukaryota, Fungi, Ascomycota, Eurotiomycetes, Eurotiales, Aspergillaceae. The record is from RefSeq and is a predicted model, not a curated record.
AUGCCCGAAUCAUCCAACCCAAAUUCUACUACCAUUCCAGCUGGCACUGGCACAGGUGGUAGCAAGAAGAGAGCUGGCUCUCCUCUUGAAGCCUCCAAUGCGUGGGUGGCUGACAUCAUUCGGGAGGCGACCACUAGGCAAGUGCACGAAGAACUGAAAGCUAUUUUUCUCAAUGGUGCACCCGACAUGGCGGCAGCCACUGCAUUCUUCAAGGAAAUCAACCAAAAGAUCCGCAACGCAAAUACUGAGCAUAACACCGACUCCGAGAACGGAAUCAUCCCUGAAUAUAUCUAUCAGGAAUUCUAUAGCACCUGGCUAAACAUACUGGACAAGGCAAAGGCUGAGAACAAUGCUGAAGCUGCAUGGCAAGGGUACGACCAUACCUAUCAGAAAUUUCAGACCUUUAAUCGAGAAUACUCUUUACCAGAGGAAUGGAAUAUCGGCACGGCGUUUGUAGAGCAACACUUUGGGCCCAGAGUUAUCCAGUCUGUUGAACACAACGACAAUAAUCCGCUUCCGGAAGGCAAUUUGCCGGAGCAUAUUGACGACAACGAUAGCGAUGUGACCGAGUUAGAUGAACUGGAAGCCAAUACAAGACAGGACAUGUCCUUUUCGGAUGGUGAGGUACUGUUUUGGUGGAAGAGGGGAACAGGAUCCCAAGUCUACGUACGCUACGGAUCGGGGUCCAAGAGCAUAUAUCGCAUUCGUGCGGGAUCCUACGAAGCGUAUGACCCAGACGGGGUUCCCUGCCUUUUCUCAACGAGCAAGCGAGGGCAAGAGAGAGAGAUGUUUACAAACUCACAGGGCAGGUUGGAAGAACGUCUAAAGUACAAGCGGGAGGAUGUUCAUGGGAUCAUUGGUGUGGGAUGGAAGAUAGAGGAUGAUGACGAAGAGGGUCUCGAGCCACUGGACCUGAUAUGGCCAGAGCCAUAUGCCAAAUAUCCUCACACCAGGGUUUUGGUCCAAUGGAAGGACAAAGAAGUUACCCUCGAAGACCGAACAUUCAUCCGCCGCAUUACCAGAGGAUCAAGUCUUCAAGGAGACCGAGUCAUCUAUCAGAAAGCGCUCACCCAGGAAGUUCGUUUCCGCCGAGACCAAGGGUUGCCCUAUGAGCAUCUGCUUGACCGAAUUCCGGGGAUGAGGCAAACUUCAUUAUCUGGAGAUGAGGAUCUAGAAAACGAAGUCAUCGGAGAUGAGUCACCAGAGGUUGACCAUGCGGAACCUGGCACCGCAGAUCGAGUUUCUGUGCGCCCUGGCAGCGUUCGGCCCGCCUCCCACCGAGAACGUUCCAAGGCUAGCGAGGUUCGAUUUGUCGAGCAACCGCGGGAACCUUCAACUCGAGCCACGCCCAGGAGAGGAAGUAUUAGACCUACCCCCAACCGGGCCUACAGCAAAUCGGCCGAGAGGGACGACGCACGUGCUGCAGAGAUAAAUUUCCUGCGAAGGCAGAUCGAAACGAUGCAGAAAGCGGCCAAUAGCCGCUCUGCUGGCAGGCGUGCGUCGAAGUGGGCAUAUGACGACAGAUAUGACGAUGGUGAGUCAGACAUAGAGUACGCACCGGAGCCAUCGCAGCGCCAACGCCGAGCGCAAAGGGGAAAGGUCUGGGACAACUGGGCCGGCAGAUGGUUUCCCGCAGGUCGCACUUACUGA